This is a messenger RNA of Porites evermanni, 348 nucleotides long. Lineage: Eukaryota; Metazoa; Cnidaria; Anthozoa; Scleractinia; Poritidae. The record is from the annotation of a GenBank genome assembly.
AUGAUGCGGGGACGAGUUGCGUCAACAAGAAGAAGACGGGCACAUAGCACGACUUGCGCACCACAAAAGCUUGCUACGAAGGUCGACAAUACAGAGAAACAACAUCGACAGCAUAAAAAAUCCGUUCAGUGGUCAUCGGAUAUUCCAAAUGAGUUUUCCAAAUCUCCUUUAAGAAAAUGUAACUCCGACAGCUUGUUCGAAUGUGACAAAGCGCUAAAGAAGCUGAACAAGGUUUCAAGUUUAUUGGAGAGAUCAGCAACGCUAGAGAAGGAUUUUGAAGAAAAUCUACAUAGCAUUCAACAGAAGCUUAAGACUGAACUUAACUUGAAAAGCGAGAAUGGACGUUAA